Molecule: messenger RNA, 2914 nt
Organism: Esox lucius (northern pike)
Lineage: Eukaryota; Metazoa; Chordata; Actinopteri; Esociformes; Esocidae
Gene: tmem192
Product: transmembrane protein 192
Exons: 2
Coding region: 1592-2380 (262 amino acids)
Biological process (GO): extracellular matrix organization
Cellular component (GO): extracellular matrix; late endosome; lysosomal membrane
Source: RefSeq, a predicted model, not a curated record
AGAGAAUCUUCCUGUUUACCUGCUGCUCGGCGUUCUGGGACUAGAGCUUCUCGUCUCUAUGCCUUGUCUACUCAUCUACACAGUGUAUUUUCUGGAUGUCUAAACAUUUAAUAGAAGAGGAAGAAGGAGGACAUAGUUGGAGAGGGAUGGACAGGAGGAGAUGGAGGAAGAGAGGAAGGAGGAGGACAUAGUUGGAGAGGGAUGGACAGGAGGAGAUGGAGGAAGAGAGGAGGAGGAGAUGGGUGUCAGCUACUGUAGAUGAGAUAAGAGAUACAUUAAAUGGGCCUUAUCCUGGCCACAGGCUACACAACACACAAACACAGGCUACACACCCCCCACCAUAUACACACACACAGGCUACACACCAUACACACAAACCACACACACAAACAACACACAAAACACACACACAACACACACAGGCUACAUGCCACACAUGCAGUGCAUUAAAUGUCAGAUUAGUUCUGUGACCAAAUGAGAGCGACGCCUCACAGCUCAAAACACACACACACUCUCUAGUGACUAGUGUUGUUUGUGUGUGGAUCAAUGCCUGUAGCUAUGAGGAAGGCCUGUUUAGCAGUCUUUGAAGUGCAUUACAUACUUGUGUGUGUGUGUGUUUGUUUCUCUCUCAUUAUAAAGUGAAUCCAGUUCUAAGAGAUCAAAGGGCUCUGCCACACACACACACACACACACACAAUGUCAUGGAUCGCAGCACUUUGCAUUGGAUCUGCUGCUGAGGUUGGCUGUGUGUCUGUUUUACUCUCUAAAGAUUUGGAAGAUGUGGCUAGAGUCAGUGUUAGAGAAGAUGUGGCUAGAGUCACUGUUAGAGAAGAUGUGGCUAGAGUCAGUGUUAGAGAAGAUGUGGCUAGAGUCAGUGUUAGAGAAGAUGUGGCUAGAGUCAGUGUUAGAGAAGAUGUGGCUAGAGUCAGUGUUAGAGAAUAUGUGGCUAGAGUCAGUGUUAGAAAAGGUGUGGCUGGAGUCAGUGUUAGAAAAGAUGUGGACUUUGAAUGCUUUGAAUGUGUGUGUGACAGCUAUUAGCGGGACAUUAACACCUUUGGUUUAUCAUAGACUUAUUAAAGACAGAUAGCGUUAGCAUGCCUAGCAUCAAACCUACUGACUCCUUGAUGCUAGCUGAUGACUUGAUGCUAGCUGAUGACUUGAUGCUAGCUGAUGACUUGAUGCUAGCUGAUGACUUGAUGCUAGCUGAUGACUUGAUGCUAGCUGAUGACUUGAUGCCAGCUGAUGACUUGAUGCUAGCUGAUGAUAACUGCCUGGCAUUAAUGGGUCACCUGCACCACCUUUAAAAUCAGUAUUCCCAUUUGACCUGCACUGUUGCACCAUUUUUACCAUAGGUAUGGCUAGCAUUUUGCCUAUUGACCUGCAAGGUAAAACCACCUUUAGCAUUAGCAUGGCUAACAUAAUGUCCAUUGACCUGCAUGUUUUAGCAUUGCUAUUUCUUGAUAUUUGGUUUGGUCUGACUGUGUUGCGUUUCUAAGACUCUGUGGGGUCUCUUAGGUUUUGUGAACAGAACGCCAAAACCAGCUGGCUCUCAAGAUGUAUUACUCUUCAGACCAUAUAUGUGGGCUUUGUUAUGGAAGAUUUGGGAAUUAAUUAUAUCUGUGCCAAAAAGUUCCCAGGGGGUGAUGAAUCUGGUCAGGAACAGUUCCCAGACAGUGAUGAAUCUGGUCAGGAACAGUUCCCAGACAGUGAUGAAGCUGGUCAGGAACAGUUCCCAGACAGUGGUGAAUCUGGUCAGGAACAGUUCCCAGACAGUGAUGAAGCUGGUCAGGAACAGUUCCCAGACAGUGAUGAAGCUGGUCAGGAACAGUUCCCAGACAGUGAUGAAGCUGGUCAGGAACAGUUCCCAGACAGUGAUGAAGCUGGUCAGGAACAGUUCCCAGACAGUGAUGAAGCUGGUCAGGAACAGUUCCCAGACAGUGAUGAAGCUGGUCAGGAACAGUUCCCAGACAGUGAUGAAGCUGGUCAGGAACAGUUCCCAGACAGUGAUGAAGCUGGUCAGGAACAGUUCCCAGACAGUGAUGAAGCUGGUCAGGAACAGUUCCCAGACAGUGAUGAAGCUGGUCAGGAACAGUUCCCAGACAGUGAUGAAGCUGGUCAGGAACAGUUCCCAGACAGUGAUGAAGCUGGUCAGGAACAGUUCCCAGACAGUGAUGAAGCUGGUCAGGAACAGUUCCCAGACAGUGAUGAAGCUGGUCAGGAACAGUUCCCAGACAGUGAUGAAGCUGGUCAGGAACAGUUCCCAGACAGUGAUGAAGCUGGUCAGGAACAGUUCCCAGACAGUGAUGAAGUGAUGAAGGAACAGUUCCCAGGGUACUCUGGAUGGUGCAGUGGUAUUCGGGGUGGUCCCAGGGCCACUUGAAGUAGCUGGGCUGUUUUCUUUACACCACUGGUUAUCAGAACACAGAGGAGCGGUAAACUACUGUCACUGUGGAUUGUAUUUUUUAAUUAAAGACAGACAUUCCACAACUAUAAGUGUAUGCGCACACACACACACAUAUACACACACACACACAUAUACACACACACACACAUAUACACAUACACACAUAUACACGCACACACACACACACACACACAGCAAUGCUUGAGAAAUACUUCACAUUCCUGGAUAACGACCCCUAGUUGUGUGUGUGUUUAGGGUAAAGAUACCACUGUCUUUAGAACCUUACUGUCAAUUUCCUCUACCUAAUGGCAGAAACGAUCUUAUCAACACACACACACACACACACACACACUGGUAUCUGGAGUUUACUCAUAUAAUCUCUCUCUCCAACCCUACUGCUCAUUCAACUAGUGUAAAUCACACACACACAAACCCCAUCCCUUCCCCUGUGUGACGGUGUGUGUGUGCGUUGUGUAAAGGUAUGUGCGUUGUGUGAAGGUCUGUGUGUGU